Ostertagia ostertagi is the source of this 2847-nucleotide messenger RNA. NCBI's taxonomy places the organism in Eukaryota, Metazoa, Nematoda, Chromadorea, Rhabditida, Trichostrongylidae. The record is from the annotation of a GenBank genome assembly.
AUGUCAGAAUUUUGGACUCGAUGGAAUAUGGAAUACUUAACGGCUAUGAGGGAAAACUUUCGAACAGAGCAUGACCCGCCACGGUCUCAUGAAAGCGGACCUCCAAAAUUGGGAGAUUUUGUCAUCAUACAUGAACCCUUUCUGCAAAGGGGACAGUGGAAAAUAGGGGAAAUUAUCGGAUCCCAAGAUGAUUUCAAGAGAUCUGUUGAGAUUCGCCUUCCUUCAAAGAAGAUCAUCACACGACCGAACUGUCUAAUACACAAACUGGAGAUUCCUCCAACGGAACCACCGGACGAAGUAUCUGAAAAUCCACCUGCCACCACCGCCGUUCCUCAGACGUCCACUUCCAGACAUCCCAUGAUCACCAGGUCCAAGUCUCGAAUAAAUCCCAUGUUCCUUUGUCUCAGCAUUCUGAUGUUACUUUUCCAGCCUUCCUCUAUGAUAGACACCAGAUGCCCCGAAGAUCUCGACGUCAACAAGACUAUACUUUACGCAAGCAACUGCGUUUCCAAAGGAAUAGCGAUAGCAAAAUAUACCGUCGAGAAUGAAGAAAGAAUGUGCUGGUUCCCUGUGUUCUGUCCCGUAGGACACAUACGAUUCGAACUUCUAUCAACAUACUCAAGACCUUCAAGAUCUACCCUCUGCGGAGAAGCAUGUCAAUGCCCGAACUGGACAACUUCUUGCUCCUACAGCAGAAGCGACAAAACUGCAACUUCAGAACUCAAAUUUAUACCAAAGAGACUCCUGAACUAUCAUCCCAAACAAGUGUGCUCUUUUCAACCUUCUCCGAAAUGUGCUUCAGUGAAGAAACUCGGCAUAUUCAAUCAAAUUCAAUUGUUCGACAACAGCCUACUCCUAGUGGAGGAAAUCACUGUCAGCAUCAAAGACUACCUCGAUAAAUACGAUUUCAUAUGCAUAGACAAGAAAGGAUGGAGGAGACAUCUUCUUGACAGGCUUCUAACAGGGACAUCCUACUUCUGCGAAAAACACAAAUGCCACAGCAAUGCAAGGCUAUUCUGUACAUACGACAACCCAAUUGCCGUAUAUGUAAUAAACGACACAGCCAACAUAUUCAAAGGAAAUAUUCCCAUCAAAGCUUGGGGUCCCGUUAUAAAAUCCUACUACGAAUAUUCAACUAAUACGCCUCUACCGGAUACCAACAGUACCAGUGACGCCCUCACGCUACACAAGAGCUCAUUUAUCUCAGCAUAUUGCACGAAAGGAGGAUUAAAUUUGAAGUGCAAUUCACACCACGACGUAGUGGAAGCUUGCAGCAAUCAUUAUUGCAUCUUUUCGAAAUGUCCUCACAACUACUUAUCCUUUCCGAACUCCAUAAUCAUGUACGAUUACAAGGUGAAGAUCAAAGGCUGGCAUCAAGGGAAACUCACCUUCGAAACUGAACUCUACUGUCACGCCCAACCAAUCUGUGAAACUCUCCAGUGCCUUUUCUGCUGGGAACGCUUAUACAACACGCAAUGCUGGACGACCUUGCAGAUAGCACUGUUCUUGUCUCUACUCCUCGUUUGUAUCUUUGUGAUACGCUGCACUUGGCUCCUUCUCAAAGUUUCAAAAUGGAUUGUCACAAGCAUUGUCCGUUGUAUCAUCAUCUUCACUCCAAGAAGAAGAAGAAGCCCUUCUAUAUGGUCAGAAAAGAAGAUGUCAAACAAACCUCGGACUUACACCAGUCAAAGGAGAAAGCUUGGUUACAUCCUCACCUCAGUCACCGUAAUAUUACAAUUCUCUAUCGUGUGGUCGUGUUCACAGGUGGUGACUUUGACUGCUCAAGAAAAUACCUGCACUUCUUCCAACGGCUCGGAAAAAUGUACCUUUAACGAAGUAACAAUUGUCACUCUGCAACCACUCCAACAAGAAAGUUGUUUAACACUUCGGAACAACAACCAUCAAGCCAUUGCUACCAUCUCUAUCAAAAUCGACGGCAUCAAAUUCCGCUGCAAUCAAAACAUCGAAUUUUUCACUAGGGACCAUAAGCUUAUCGUCGAAUCAAUCCACCGAUGCUACCUUGCGGGGAGCUGUGUGGAAAAGGCAUGUGACCAAAUACCUGCUCAGAAGCAACUAAAAGAAUUCUCCGAUCUGGCGAAUCGUAGCCCCGGGUAUACCUUUUGUGAAAAAGGCUGUGGGUGCUGGACGUGCGAUGGAUGCUUCUUUUGCCACCCUAGCUGUCUCUUCUAUAGAAUUUUUGCCGUAGCAAAAACAGAAGAAGUGUACACCGUUUUGAAAUGCCCGAGUUGGGAAAUUGUUGUCGACGCCGAAAUCUCCAUUCUGGAUACCAAAACAACUGUGACGACAAAGCUACGGCUCACACCGGGGAAAUCUAUCGCAUGGAAUAACCUUCGAUUUAGCCUCAUUGGAACUACCGUACCUCAACUGCCAGUGCUCUCAUCAACCUUCAUGAAAACACAAAAUAGAGUUUCUAUCAUAAAAACCGUAUCAAAGGGACAACUGAUCGCCAAUAGUGCAGGGCAAUUACAGUGUUCGACUCUCAAAGAAGCAAAGGAUUUCCGCUGUCAAUUUUCCAGCUCUAUAUGUCAAUGCACUCACGGAAUCCGCUCAGUUUCAUGCGUUUGCCCUCAAGUGGACAUAGCCAAAAUCAUGAAAGCAAAGCCUCUCCCUCAGAUAUCUAAGAAUUUUCUGAUCUUUUCAGAGCGAAACAUGGUCUACGCAAAAGCUGGCGUAGGAUCCGCUCUACAAUUACAAUGUUGUCGCAGAAAAUUUGAAAAUUACGUCCCGUAUUUCCAACAGCACCUGUACAUUAGAGAGCGGAGAUUUGAUUGGAUGUUACAACUGCCUCACUGGAGCAGAACUGAGUGUAUCUUGUCAAAGCAGUGA